This is a messenger RNA of Drosophila takahashii, 1246 nucleotides long. RefSeq names its product serine-threonine kinase receptor-associated protein. The record is from RefSeq and is a predicted model, not a curated record. Gene Ontology annotation, molecular function: RNA binding; protein binding. Gene Ontology annotation, cellular component: SMN complex. Gene Ontology annotation, biological process: spliceosomal snRNP assembly. NCBI's taxonomy places the organism in Eukaryota, Metazoa, Arthropoda, Insecta, Diptera, Drosophilidae.
CCGAACUCUCUAAAGCCGAACAAGAAAACUGAGACCCGUUCACAUUUUAAAACAAUUGUUUUGAUAGAAUUUUAUAACCAAAGCUACGUAAGAAUCAAAAUGUCGCACCAAAUUGGAGUCAUGUGCUUGGGUCACACGGACUCAGUGGUGGAGUUAUCCUUCAGCAAGGACUUUGGCUCGGGCUUUUACCUGGCCUGCGCAGGACUCGACGGAAUGGUGUCGCUGCGACAUGGUGACACUGGCAACUGGAUUGCGAAUCUAAAGAAGCACAAGGAGAGCGUGUGGACCGUGUGCUUCAGCGAGGAUGCCAGGAUCCUGGCCAGUGGCGGAGGUGAUAAAAAAGUCCGCAUCUGGGAUGCCUUGCUGGGGAAGCAGCUGUCGAGGUAUCCGCAUCGGGAAACAGUAUCCUGUUUGGACCUGAAUCCCACGGCCAGUCGAAUGGUAAGCGGUUGCCUCGGCCAGAAUCCAUGCGUUACCCUCUUCGACCUGGAAAAGUCGAGCAAGAAGCCCUUGAUGGAAUUCCGGGGUCACAAGCGUGGUGUGCGGGAUGUCAUCUUCUGCUUGGAGGAGCGCUGCAUCCUCACCUCCUCCUACGAUCGCUCGGUGAAGAUGUGGGAUUGCCUGACCGGGGCACACACCCACUCCAUAGAGCUACCGCACCACGCCAAGUCCAUGGAGCUGCACUACGAUCGGGAGAUAGUCACCAUAUCCUUUUCCCACGGCGUGUUCUUCCUGGAUCCCCAGAAGUUCGAGAUCCUAAAGCACCGAAAGUUACCCUACAAAGUGACGGCGGCCGCGUUGCAUCCCAACAAGGAGAGCUACGCGUGUGGCAACAGUGAGGGCAACGUCUACAAGUACGACUACGCCACUGGGAAUACCUUGGGGGUCUACCAUCCCGACGAUAAGUCGCCCGUUUGUUUCCUGCGGUUCAGUCCUGACGGCGAAAUAUGUGCCAUGGGCCUGGAAAAUGGAAAUAUCACUCUCUGGCGACAGAACAUGGACAAGAAGUACGGGCUGUGGACUAGUAUUAGCUCCUGGGAAGACGACGAUGAUGAUGACGGAGAUGUGAACGAAUCCGUCAGUUAAAUCAGUUGGACCCCCUACACAACUGUACCCUGCUUUGAUUCGAGUUCCCGAGUUGGUUAAUUUUGUUUUUGUUCGUUCAGCAUCAUCAUUCCCCACAAUCGAAGUCAGGCAAGGGUCACGUUUCUUUCCCUCUAAUAAAUUUGUCUUGUGAUUGAAAACC